Lytechinus pictus (painted urchin) is the source of this 2612-nucleotide messenger RNA. Its product is annotated as beta-1,3-galactosyltransferase 1-like. Gene Ontology annotation, molecular function: hexosyltransferase activity. The transcript is spliced from 2 exons. Lineage: Eukaryota; Metazoa; Echinodermata; Echinoidea; Temnopleuroida; Toxopneustidae. The record is from RefSeq and is a predicted model, not a curated record. Gene Ontology annotation, cellular component: Golgi membrane. The coding region runs from base 1066 to 2310 and encodes 414 amino acids.
GAACCAGGUUAAGAGCGUGAACUCGACAUAAGGCAGCAGCAAGGUUUGAUCGGAAAUGAGUUAGAAGAGUCAGGGGCACGGGACCGCGAGACCUAGUCACGAGGUUGCUAUCCUCAGAUUUGUUGCACGGCGGAAUUUAAGAGAAGCCGGCUGCUGGACCAGAAUAGGAAAAAAAAACCCAUCACCAUGAUCACUUUAUCGUGCUCCAGGAUCGUACUUCUGAGGAUAAGGUCAAGGAUGAAAUGGACACCGACAUAGUCCUUAAACGAAGACUCACUUGAUCCAGUGGCCUAACAACGAUAGAGUUGACUGUGAUGCGACUUCGAUUCAAACUUUGGAUGGAUUUUGUGCCAUUCUUCAUUUUGUUUAGCAGCGGCGACGCUAUGUAACAGGGUGAUUGAAAGUUGAUCCCAUAAUCAGAAUGUUUUGAACGAAUUAAAGAUGCUAAAACGAUCUGAUGAUGGUGAAUGACUCUAACUUGAGUUUGUUAUGGAUCAAUUUAAGCGAUUUGCUGUCAACACAUUAACACCUCCGCCCGGAUGUUCUAAGCGUCAUUAACGGCUAGACAAUGACAUCGCACAUGGGAUCUUCCUAAAAAGUGUAGCAAUUUCCUGGCCAAAUUCCAACUAUUGAGAAGGGGUUUUGGAUUUCCGCUCCCGCCUAUAGCUGAAACGAAUCCCUCGAGUGUGGCACUGUCAGAUUGCCGAAUAAUUCAUGCAACCCAACCAUAUUUAGCAAGGACGGGACUAACAGGAGACAUGAUUAAAAACGUCAUCUUUGUCAAUUUUGUAACGUUCGUUUUCUAGUAAACAUGUAAAGGGUAUAAUUAUUAUGGCGAAAUUCAACCCAUUUUAGAUAAUCGGCCGCGACAAAUUUGUUUGCACCAUUUUGUCGACAAGGUCGAAAUUUUUGCUCAAGAAACAAAUCAAGAACCUACAAGCCAACGUGAAAAUCACGGCAACAUUGAACCGUGCUUCUGGCUUACCGAUGAAAGCAUGAUGGUGACAACGAAAUAGUAUAUCCGAGAGUACAUCAACUCAGAUGUAGGUUUCUGGACCAAUCACAAUGAGAUUGUGGUUGAAAUUAAGAAUAUGGCGAUCAGCAUUUGGACGAUAUAUCUACCUUGGAUUACUAGGAUUUAUCAUUAUGUUUGGCAUGAGGAGGACUGGUGGAGAUCGAAACCAGAGGAGACCAUGGAGAUCAAUUACUCCUGUUGGAGAAGAUUCAGGACUAUUCAUGAAAAUGGCGUCAGUUAAUGCCAUCAUAGUCGAAAGAGAGAAUCGCAGACAAAGACCCUUUGUACAUCAUAAAGUUGAGGACAGUGAUCAUACAGGAUUGCUACGUGAUGCAGCAAGUAUGCCUAGAUUAAUUAGAGGCCGGGAAGAUUUGAAAAGGGACAAAACUCCUUUUGAUGAUGCAUACAACAAGGGUACAUACUUGUUGGAACCAACCGAUUCUCAUACCUACACCCAGUUGAACACCCCGCGUAAUAUUUGCUUUGACCAUCGGGGAAUGCCCCGACGGGUGCCCAUGAUUAUAUUUGUGACAUCUGCUCUGGGUAAUCUGAAAAGAAGAGACCACGUCCGUGUGACGUACGGCAACAGCCAAGCCUGGGAAGUAUCAGAUGAACCCCUCGUCAGGACAGUGUUCAUGUUGGGAGCAACUGCCGAUCCGGUCCUGCAAGCCAAGAUCAGCGCCGAGGCUCGUAUCUAUGGCGAUAUUGUCCAAGAAGAUUUCAUUGAUAGCUACUUAAACCUGACAAGGAAGACUGUCAUGGGUUUGAAAUGGGUGACGGAGCAUUGUCGACACGCCAAGUUUGCCAUGAAAAUCGACGACGAUACGAUGCUCAACAAGGCUCGUAUCCUGGCGUUCAUCCUUAGGGCGCCCUCUCAUGGAGUCGUCAUCGGGAACCUGAACCUUGACAUGCCGGUUGUCCGAAGUAGGGUCGGGGACUGGGGGAAGUACCACAUCUCUGAGGAUUUUUACCCUGCUUCGACGUACCCACCGUACCUCUCGGGUACAGCGUUCAUCAUGUCCACAGACCUGGUGGAGGCGACGUUUCGUACCGCUUUGUCCACACCCCUGUUCCCCUGGGAGGACGUCUUCAUGGGCAUGUGUUGGAAAAAGAUUGGGGUCAGUCUCAUGCACGAUUACCAUUUUAUGUGUACUUCGAACACGGAGGAGUGUUACGGUGACAAGGAGUGGCCCAAGUAUACCGUCUUUGUUAAUUUACCUGCAGAGUAUAUGGUCCGGGUCUGGGUCGAAAGUACUGUCUACGCCGAAAAGCAGCUGCCAGACAUUCGGAAAUAAUAUUUAUUACUUUAUGUUGCCAUAUACACGCUAAAUUCCAAGGAUUUAAUAUAAAUCCAGAUCGGCUGUGAAUAGUGACCAGCCGAAUAUUAGAUUUAGAUUUAAACAAUAAAUUCAAAAUUCGGCUGGUCACUAUUCACAGCCGAUUCCAAAGUCCUUGGAAUUUAAAGUGUACUAAAUGUCAUACGAAAUGCUGGAAGUAUUUGUAUUGCUGAUGACCUAAAUUCUAUAUGAAAUACAUAGAGCAUGCAUUCCUAUUGAUGAAAAAAGACACGUAUUUGAAUAAAUUUUUCAAUCACUGG